AUGUUGUCUAUUCGCCCUCAAGAGAUCCAGCACCACCACCAUAACACACCCACGCACACGAUGCCUCACCGGGUGUCCGUCUCUCCCGUCCUCAGCCGCCCCGUGCUGGGCAGCUCGAGUCCGCGGCCAUCCAAGAGCCCCCAGGAUGCGGCAGUCGCGCAGGCUCUCGAGAUUGCACGGGAGGGCCCCGACGGCGCCUCGGACCGGACGGUUAGCAAGAUCCUCGAGCGUGCGCUCGCCCACGCGUGGGGCAAGGUCCAGGCUCAGCCUGAGUCGUACGUCAUGACGAGGGAUGAGUUUGCCGUCUUCAACUUCUUCCAGCACCGGUUCACGGGGGACAGGGUGGCCGUUACCGCGCGGAAGCGAUACUGGGAUAACGCUCAUGCGUACCAUACCCCACCCCCCUUUCGGUAA
This is a messenger RNA of Hirsutella rhossiliensis, 414 nucleotides long. RefSeq lists its product as uncharacterized. Bases 1 to 414 code for a protein of 137 amino acids. The transcript has 2 exons. NCBI's taxonomy places the organism in Eukaryota, Fungi, Ascomycota, Sordariomycetes, Hypocreales, Ophiocordycipitaceae. The record is from RefSeq and is a predicted model, not a curated record.